GCUCUUCUUAUAACGGGAAGAAAAAGGGACACGACAAAAGUAGAAAUCGCCAUCUAAAGUAGCAAAAAGGACUCGAAGCGCAUAAAAGGCAUUCACGAUGGAUGUUGCCGUUGAAAUUCGCAAGGGGUACAAGUAUUAUGGGAAAUCCGAGAGUGACCCGAGCAAAAAAAUCAUUCUCAAUUAUCUGGAUAUGAAAGUAGAGCCCGGAUCAAUUUAUGGACUACUUGGAGCCUCAGGUUGCGGCAAAACAACUUUACUAUCAUGUAUUAUAGGAUGUAAGCAUUUAAAUAGUGGUGAAAUUUUCGUAUUAGGCGGCGAACCGGGCACUUUAGGAAGCGGAGUUCCCGGACCCAGAAUUGGUUACAUGCCGCAGGAUAUUGCAUUGGUAGAGGAACUUACAAUUAAGGAAACUAUUUAUUACUUUGGGCGUAUUUAUGAUAUGGGAGCCGAGACGAUACGGGAAAAGUACAAGUUUUUGAAGGAAUUGCUCGAAUUGCCGGAUGGCGAUAGGCAAUUGGGACAAUGUAGCGGCGGACAACAACGAAGAGUGUCGUUUGCGGCGGCAUUGGUGCACACACCUGAAUUGCUCAUUCUUGAUGAACCGACAGUGGGACUCGAUCCGAUACUUAGAGAAAAAAUUUGGGAUUUCCUGUUAGAAGAGACAAAAUCGACAAAAUUAGCUGUAAUUAUCACGACGCACUACAUCGACGAGACCAAAAAAGCCUCGAAAAUCGGGCUGAUGCGAGGCGGCGUCUUGCUGGCAGAACAAUCGCCCACAGAAAUCCUCCGGAGCUACAACACGACGUCACUCGAGGAGGCUUUUCUGCGAAUGUGCCUGAAACAGGGCUCCGACGAGGCACGCGACCAUCACACGAACCUCAAUAACGCAAAUGCCGACGUCAUGAAAGACGUUCUUGUGACGAACAACAAUCAUAAUCAUCACCAUAAUAAUCAUAUUGUUGCGAAUGGCGGCGGGCAUUACCAUAAUAAUGUGGUUAACGAUCCAAAGAAGACUGUAAUUACCACGGAAUCCAAUAAGAAUGUCUAUCGGGACUCGAAUUUCGUCGUAGAUACCCAAACGGGCAGCGACUCGAUCGAGAAACGGCGACCCAGUGUCAUGGAAAAGAUGAAAUUCACCUCGAAGACGCGCAUGAAAGCGUUACUUGCCAAAAAUUUUGUUCAGAUGAUACGACAACCGGCCGGAUUAGUGUUUCUUUUCUUCUAUCCGAUCUUGCAACUGGUAUGUUUCUACACAGCAAUUGGCGGCGAUCCAAAAGAACUGAAAAUCGGCAUCGUUAACGAGGAAAUUUCGCACUUUAUGGACUGUCACAAUGAAUCACUUAUUACGGUUUUUGCGCACGAUUAUGAAUGCGAUUGGCACAAAAUAUCCUGUCGAUACCUGAACGCGCUGAACGAAAGUGUGGCAAAGCAAAUUCAUUUCAACACGUGGGACGAGGCAUAUGCAGAAGCACGCAAGGGACACAUUGUUGGCAUCAUUCGAUUUGCGGCGAAUUUCACAGAAGCUCUUUCCGAUAUUCACGCAAACGGCAGAAAAGCGGAUAAUGGAUCUUUCGAUUCGACUGACAUUGAAAUUUAUCUCGACAAAUCAGAUCAGCAAGUGACGUUCUUCUUGGAGAGAAAUCUUCGGGUGACUUUUAAGGAGUUUGCCGAGUCGCUAAUGACAGAUUGCGGAUAUCCAAAGGCUUUGGGAACUGUUCCAAUUACGUUCAUGGAUCCCGUUUACGGAAGCUUGGAUGAGGAAUUUACGGAAUUUAUGGCGCCGGGAGUUGUUAUGACGAUGAUUUUCUUCUUAGCAACUCUCGUAACCUCAACAAUUUUCAUCAACGAUCGUUUGGAGGGUAUUUGGGAUCGAACGCUCGUUGCAGGAAUAAAACCUCUCGAAAUGCUGUUGGCGCACAUCAUCACACAAACUGUCGUCAUGUUGAUUCAAUGCAUGGAAAUUAUUUUCUUAGCGGGCGUCGUUUUCGGAACCGCCAAUAACGGCAACGAUUUUACCGUUAUUUUCCUGCUGAUGCUUCUUGGAUUCGCGGGAAUGUGUUUCGGUCUUUUUAUUUCAAUUUUCUGUGAUUCACAUACCAUGGCAAACUUUAUGGCCACGGGUAGUUUUUAUCCAAUGAUAAUUCUUUGCGGUAUUAUGUGGCCAUUAGAGGGAAUGCCCGAAAUUUUGCGGUAUUUUGCAUACCUCCUGCCAUUCACAAUUCCAUCGAUAUCGGUGAGAAACGUUCUUUCCAAGGGAUGGUCCUUCACCCAUCCAACAGUUUUAAUGGGUUACGUCACAACCUUGAGUUGGAUCGCGGGACUUUUGUUGCUGUGUUUAAUAGGCUUAAGAAUUAAAAAGUAAAUAAAAUUAAAUAAAUUUCUAUAUUAAAAAAAAAUUACGCUAAAAUAAAUAAAUAAAAAUUUUCCUUGUUUCAUUUUUUGUAAAAUGUAAAAAAAAAAAUCUAUUUUUAGGAAUCUUUUAGUGAAAAUUUUCUAAUUUUAAUUUUAAAUAAA
Molecule: messenger RNA, 2514 nt
Organism: Culicoides brevitarsis
Lineage: Eukaryota; Metazoa; Arthropoda; Insecta; Diptera; Ceratopogonidae
Product: ABC transporter G family member 20
Exons: 9
Coding region: 98-2362 (754 amino acids)
Cellular component (GO): membrane
Molecular function (GO): ABC-type transporter activity; ATP hydrolysis activity; ATP binding
Source: RefSeq, a predicted model, not a curated record